AAUAUGUUCCCCAUACUAAAGUGUUACCAUGUUUUUUUUUACUGGUGCACAAAAUGAACCGUGCAUGAACAUCACCUUGUUCAAACAACAAAACCCAACACAGUGCAUGAACUCAAAACAAAUUACACACCUGCAAAUCAGUCACCUGUUGCCGUAUCCGUAAUACGCCGAUAAGGAGAAGUUUGUAUUUACACGAUGAAUCGGGUGUGUUUUGACCUCCGCCGAACCCCUGAGGCCGACUCACCGAACCCCUAGGGUUCGAUCGAACCCAGGUUAAGAACCACUGCCCUAGUGUGUGAAUCUGAGUGUGAAUGUUGUCUGUCUGCCUCCUUCAGGACAAGCUCUACAAAAUGUGAGUGGACCCCUGCCUGGUUGCCUGGAUUUCGAACUACCUCACCGACAGGCCACAGUACGUCAGACUGGUGGACAUCACAUCUGACACUGUGAUCAGCAGCACCGGAGCACCGCAGGGAACGGUGCUGGCCCCUUUUCUCUUCACCCUGUACACCGCUGACUUCUGCUACAACUCAGAGCUGUGUCACGUCCAGAAGUACGCGGAUGACACAGCCAUCGUCGGGUGCAUCAGGGACGGCAGAGAGGAGGAGUUUCGGAACAUCUAAGAAGGACAGCUCCAGACUGGAGAAACUGAUCAGGCAGGCCGGUUCUACAAUCGUAAUGAAACUGGACUCACUGGUGACGGUGGCAGAGAAGAGGACUGUUGACAAACUAUACACCAAAGCCAUUGAAGGAUGCUUCAACCGGGUGGGUGGUGGGCGGGAGCACCUCUGACAGUCAUUUCCGUCAUUUUAUGCAGCAUAUCACCCUCGCCCACACAUGCAUACAUAUAUGCUCAUUACAGCAAUGUGACCUUGUUGCUUGAGGACCUGCCGGCCCUGUUUGGAUCCCCCCUUCCCAAAGAUGGACUCAUGGGUGUUUUGGUGGUUUCCCACCCUCUCAAUGGCUGUGCACCGAUCGCCCCCCCUCCUUCACUCCUGCCAGCUUUGGAGGCCAACACCACCAUAUUCAUAGCUCUCAUCAAACGCUAUGAGUGCAGUUUUGAUCGAAAGGUCUUACAUGCGCAGCAAGCUGGAUACAGCGCUGCCAUCAUUCACAACAUGUACUCUGACUCUCUGCUCAAUAUGAACGCCAGUAACGAUACCAUUGCAGGGGAGAUUGUGAUCCCCUCAGUCUUCACCAGUUUCUAUGCCUCUGAAGUUCUUAAGAAUUUUAUCAUUCCAGAUCAAGGAGCCUAUGUGAUAAUAAAGCCAGAGUUUGCGUUCCCACUCUCAUACUACCUUAUUCCCUUCACUGGAGUGGUUGGCAUGAUCAUUAUUGUGAUGUUUGUUAUCUUGGUCAUACGCUGUGUGCAGUACAGAAAGAGGCUCAGAAAAAAUCGCUUGUCAAAGGAACAGCUGAAGCGCAUUCCUAUUCACAAGUUCACUAAAGGUGAUGACUAUGAUGUGUGUGCCAUUUGCUUGGACGAGUAUGAAGAAGGAGACAAGUUGCGGGUUUUACCCUGUUCACAUGCCUACCACAGCAAGUGUGUGGACCCGUGGCUAACCAAGACUAAGAAGACGUGCCCCGUGUGCAAACAGAGGGUCACACAGAGCAACACAGAGCACUCCGAGUCUGAGUCGGACGAGGAGAGCGCAGGACGAGGAGGAGGAGGUGGUGGAGGAGAAGAAGGAGGAACAGACGCUGACUCUGAGCGCACCCCUCUUCUUCGCCCGUCAAACCCAGGUUCUCCCCCUGGCAGUCCGGGGGCCUAUUCAGCCACCACCACCACAGUGACCACCGCCCAGUGCAUCUCCUCGCCGGCUCAUGACAGCUCCCCCGUGGUGGGAUAUGAAAGCUACUAUUCCCCUCAGGAGGAUACAGACUCGGAAAGCUAUGAGACAGAGGAUGAGCGUCACCCCGGUGACGACGACACCGCUCAGCUUAUCGACAGGGAUACAGUGCGCAUCUGAUGGCUGAAUCGUCAACAUGACUCAACAAGAAAAGGGCCUUUGCUGUUCUCCUAUUGAUCACUCUGUACUCAGUUGAACCUUUUGUUGUAUUGUAACCACACAGCUCAACUUAACAAACACGUUGCAUUGAUCCGUUAGACUUAUGAAUGAAUGCCACACAUCAGUAAAUGUUGAAGGGCGAACACGCAAAACUCAAACUUUAGGAUGUUAAAGGUUGCUCAUGCUUCAAUUCUAAUUUAUGUGUGACAAUCUGUCCUUCACAUCUUUGCCCUGUGUUAAUGUUUUAGUUUUCCUUAUCUUACACACUAAAUUACGCACUACUAAAAUAUCUUCAGCUUAAACAAUAUUUUGCUAUUGGAUCAAUACAUAUCUCAGCUUCAGAUGACCAAGAUCUUAAGAUGAAUGGGUUUGUUAUAAACACAUUUCCAUUUUUCCACCUACUGUUUCGGUUGUGCCUAUCUAUGUAAAAACUGCAUGCCACAUCAUUUUUCAACACUUACGAAGUUUUUACAUUUGUUGUCACAAAUGUUGCUUUUUGUUGCGCACCAAGAAAAAUGUUGUGAUGUCAGAUAACAAACUGACACUAGUUUGACAACAUUCUUUCUGUGGGUGCAGCCAGUGGUCGCUGUAAUGACUUAAUGCAUCACACAAACAAAACAAGUACAGUUUUUUUUCUGCCACGUCUUUUGGACUGAACAAAUAUGGGUUUGCCUUAUAUUGUACAUUAUGUACAUUUUAUGUGGGAUACCUUGUGUUCAAAACAUAAGAAGCUGCAGAUCUUUUACAUCUUUCUCUUCACUGUUUUUUUAUUUGUACUGUAAACAUUAAUGAGAUGAAGUAGUGUGAUUAAUGGGUAGCAAGUGUUUAGUUGCCACUAGAACAUGUUUACAAUGUUCCUGUGCAUCGAUCAGGUUUGGCUCUGUUAUAAAAAUUGCUGCACAUUUAACAAUUGUUUGUAAACACUGCUUAGUCUGUUCCGCUGCUUAGUGUAAAUACACUGUUUCACUUUAUCUUAAAUUCUAAAGUCAGCUAAAAAAGUUGGAAUGAGGGAAAUUUCCGAUUAUUGAAAUUGUCAAAUGAUUAUGUGGAACUGUACUUUAUCUUUAAUUCGCCACACUGAAAAAUCAAUAAUAUGCUAAAUUAGAAAAAUCUGUUAAAAUGAAAUGUCAUGCACUGCAUUAAUAGCACAUGCACAAUGCUUGUUAGUUUAUUUUAGCAAUAUAACUUUUUAAACAAUCGAUUUUAAAAUCACAGACGCUGCAGUAUAUGCUGAAAACGUGACAAUUCCAAGAAUGUUGCAGCCUGUGGGUAGCUGCAAUUUAAUGUCUGAUCUAUGGAAUAUUAAAUUGAAAAUUAAUUUAAAAAA
Nerophis ophidion (straightnose pipefish) is the source of this 3333-nucleotide messenger RNA. It is a transcript of the gene rnf167, whose product is annotated as ring finger protein 167. Gene Ontology annotation, biological process: protein ubiquitination; ubiquitin-dependent protein catabolic process; positive regulation of DNA-templated transcription. NCBI's taxonomy places the organism in Eukaryota, Metazoa, Chordata, Actinopteri, Syngnathiformes, Syngnathidae. The transcript is spliced from 10 exons. Gene Ontology annotation, cellular component: nucleoplasm; cytoplasm. The record is from RefSeq and is a predicted model, not a curated record. Bases 750 to 1967 code for a protein of 405 amino acids. Gene Ontology annotation, molecular function: zinc ion binding; ubiquitin protein ligase activity.